Molecule: messenger RNA, 3741 nt
Organism: Pipistrellus nathusii (Nathusius's pipistrelle)
Lineage: Eukaryota; Metazoa; Chordata; Mammalia; Chiroptera; Vespertilionidae
Source: the annotation of a GenBank genome assembly
AUGUGGCGGGUGAGGAAACUGAGCCUGUCCCCAUCGACCCAGCCGGGAGAACCACCUGUGCGAACUCCUCUCCGAGAACUUAACCUGCAGCCCGAAGCUCUCACCAGCUCUGCGCAAGGGCCUGGGAUAUGCUACUCGCUGACCCCAUCGCUGUGCAAACUGGGGCUGCAGGAGGACGGCAACAACUCAUCUCCAUUAGAUUUUGAAAAUGUUAAGAUGAUAGACUCCCCAUUAGAACAAUUCAGCCAUCCCUCAAAGUGGCUAGAAGCUUGUCAACAUGAAUCAGAUGAGCAGCCCCUAAAUCUGAUUCCCCAAAACAACUCUACUCCCAAAACUUCUGAGGAAGCAGUAGACCCAGCGGAAAACAAUGUGGUUGAAACCAUGGUCCUUGUACCCUCUGCAGGAGGGCAGCAGCAAGACAUUACACUUGAGGCCCAUUUAAAUACCACAGCAGAGACAAACAGUUUUUCUCUGGAUGAGUCUUUGAGGCCAGAAGAUCUGCUGAGAAAGGGGGUGGAACCCUGCUUUUCAGAAGUUGUCCCUGCUAUGCCUGAGAAAAACAGCUUUUCAGAAGUUGUCCCUGCUAUGCCUGAGAAAGACAGCUUUUCAGAAGUUGUCCCUGCUAUGCCUGAGAAAGACAGCUUUUCAGAAGUUGUCCCUGCUAUGCCUGAGAAAGACAGCUUUUCAGAAGUUGUUCCUACUAUGCCUGAGAAACUGACAUUUCAGGAUCCUCCAGCCCAUCCGUUGGUGUGUCUACCAAAUCCCUGUUCUGAGCAACAGCUACACUGUUCCAAGGACAGCCUGCGGGACAGUGAACCUGAGGCUGCGCCUGAGGACUUGGUGUCUUCUGAAAGUAAUGCCAUCUUGCCUUCCUCCAUGCUCUGUCUUCCCCCUUCAACUGCCUUUCCAGCGGAUUUCCCUGUCAGUCAUGUGGACUCAGGGCAGGAAAUUGUAGAGCAGGGAGCUAUAGAGGAAAGAGAAGUGAGCUUUUCCACACUCCCGGAGGUGGCUGAACUGGGAGAUCAAACACUUGUCUCAAAUAUGCAAGAUAUCCCGUGCACAUGCCUGACCCCAAAUCCAGGAGAAAUGGAAUCCCAGCCAGCUCCGGGCCCAGCAGUAGAAGAGGCUGGUAGGAUUCCCAUCUCUGACACAGGGCCUUGGAUGUCCCCACUGGCCUGGCUGGAAAAAGGUGUGGAUACUUCAGUCAUGCUGGAAAAUCUCCGCCAGAGCUUAUCCCUUCCCGCUGUGCUUCAGGAUGCUGCAACCGGCACUACUCCUUUCUCUGCUUGCUCGGUGGGGACUUGGUUUACUCCGCCAGCACCACCACAGGAAAAGGGCACAAACACAUCCCGUACAGGCCUGGAGGGCACCAAGGACAGUACUUCGGAGAGGGAGCAUCUCCUGUGGGGGAACCACCCUCCAGACCUGACUGCCUUAUCUCGACACGACCUGGAAGAUAACUUGAGGAACUCUCUUGUCAUUCUGGAAGUUCUCUCUCGCCCGCUGCGGAAUUGGAAGAGCCAGCUGACUGCCCCUCACCCGGAAGUUCGCGAUAGUAGCACACAGACUGACACAACUGACACCUGCCGCAGUGGGAUAAAUAAGAAACUUGAGCUUCUUCAGGGAAACCGAGAGAUUGGACAGACUUUGCAGCAGACCAGGAACAUCAUGCAGUCAUGGGCUCUGGUCUCCAAAGAGCUGAUAUCCUUGCUUUACCUGUCUCUGUUGCACUUAGAAGAAGAUAAAACUACUGUGAGUCAGGAGUCCCGGCGUACAGAAACCUUGGUCUCCUGCUGUAUUGAUGUGCUGAAGAAAUUGAGGGCAAGGCUCCAGAGUCUCAAAACAGAAAGGGAGGAGGCAAAGCACGGAGAGGAAAUGGCCCUCAGAGGCAAGGAGGCGGCAGAGUCGGUGCUAGAGGCUUUCUGUGCACAUGCCAGUCAACGCAUCAGCCAGUUGCAACAGAACCUGGCAUCCAUGGGGGAAUUCAGAGGACUCUUGAAGGAGACCCAGACCCAACUGGUAGGUCUUCAUACUGAGCAGGAAGAGAUGGCUCAGGAGACAGCAAGUCUUAACUCCGUCUUGCAACAGGACUGGACGUCCAUGCAACAGGAUUAUACAACAUGGACAGCUUUGCUGAGCCGGUCUCGAGAACUCACAGAGAAGCUCACAGCCAAGAGCCGGCAGACCCUACAGGAACGCGAUGCUGCGGUUGAGGAAAAGCAGCAGGUUUCCAGGGAGCUGGAACAAGUCUCUGCCCAGUUAGAGGACUGCAAAGGCCAAAUAGAGCAACUGGAGUUGGAAAAUAGUCGCCUAGCAACAGAUCUCCGAGAUCAGCUACAGAUUCUGGCCAGCAUGCAGAGUCAGCUACAAGAGCUACAGAGUCAGCAUGCCCACUGUACCCAGGACCUGGCCAUGAAGGAUGAGUUGCUCUGCCAGCUUACCCAGAGCAAUGAGAAGCAGGCUACUCAAUGGCAAGAGGAAGAGAUGACACUAAAACACAUACAAGCAGAGCUGCAGCAACAACAUGCUGUCCUGGCUAAGGAGGUGCAGGACCUGAAGGAGACUCUGGAGUUUGCAGACCAAGAGAACCAGGUAGCUCAUUUGGAGCUGGGCCAGGUGGAGUGUCAGUUGAAAAGCACACUGGAAGUGCUCCGGGAGCGCAGCCUGCAGUGUGAGGACCUCAAGGACACCGUAGAGAACCUGAAGGCUAAACUGGCUAGCACCGUAGCAGAGAUCCAGGAGAAAGACCUGGAGAAGACACGCCAGUAUUCCCAAGAGCUAAGGGUGCUGACUGAGCAACUACAGAGCCUGACUUGCUUCCUCCACACAAAACUAAAGGACAAGGCUGAGCCAGAGAUCCUCCUGAAAAGCACAGCCUGUGCUUCUGCCCAGGAGCACCCUCCGUCCACCGACAGCACCUUCUUGGGAAGCAUCCUGACAGCAAUGGCAGACAAAGAGCCAGAACCAGCUCCUGUGGCCUUGCUUGGAAGUGACAAGAGUGCUUUCACCCGAGUUGCAUCAAUGGCUUCCCCUCAGCCUACAGAGGUCCCAGGCAUGGAGAAGAGCCUGGAAGAAAUGCAUACUAGGAUUCUAGAGCUUCAGAGCCUGUGUUCCCUGCUGCAAGAGUCUAAAGAAGAAGCUGUCAGGACUCUGCAGCGAAAGAUUUGUGAUUUACAGGCAAGGCUACAGGCCCAAGAAGAACAGCAUGAGGAAGCCCAGAAGGCAAAGGAAGCGGACAUAGAGAAGCUGAACCAGGCCUUGUGCUUGCGCUACAAGAAUGAAAAGGAGCUCCAGGAAGUGAUACAGCAGCAGAAUGAGAAGAUUUUAGAGCAGAUAGACAAGAGUGGCGAGCUCAUAAGCCUUAGAGAGGAGGUGACCCAGCUUACCCGCUCACUUCGGCGUGCGGAGACGGAGACCAAGGUGCUCCAAGAGACCCUGGCAGGCCAGCUGGAUCCCAACUGUCAGCCCAUGGCCACUAACUGGAUCCAGGAGAAAGUGUGGCUCUCCCAGGAGGUGGACAAACUGAGGGUGAUGUUCCUGGAGAUGAAAAAUGAGAAGGAAAAACUCAUGGUCAAGUUCCAGAGCCAUAGAAACAUUCUGGAGGAGAAUCUUCGGCGCUCUGACAAGGAAUUAAAGAAACUAGAUGACAUUGUUCAGCGUAUUUAUGAGACUCUGCUGUCCAUCCCAGAGGUUGUGAGGGGUUGCAAGGAGCUACAGGAAUUGCUGGAAUUUCUGAGCUAA